This is a messenger RNA of Colletotrichum acutatum, 1110 nucleotides long. RefSeq lists its product as uncharacterized. The record is from RefSeq and is a predicted model, not a curated record. The transcript has 6 exons. Bases 1 to 1110 code for a protein of 369 amino acids. NCBI's taxonomy places the organism in Eukaryota, Fungi, Ascomycota, Sordariomycetes, Glomerellales, Glomerellaceae.
AUGCCCACUCGAUCAAAGCCAGGCGUUAAUCGUUAUCUUAAGGAGCCCACCCUAUUGUUCAACAGUGGCCACAUCUGCGAUCUCGUCGCAGCCAUCCGCGCAUCUACAACAGUCAAUCGAUACAGUCAGCUUGGUGUGGCUGUCACGUCGAAGGCGCCUCAAUCCUGCAUGAUUCAUCUAGGCCCUACAAAUGCUACGAGCAGCUUCCGAGACGAAUCUCUCGACACAAAUUUCACCUUGCAGAACGGCUGGUCCAAGUACCCUUUGAACCGGAAUUCUCCUCCAGGACAUGGCUGCCAAAGCGACAUAUCUCAGAUGGACUCUAAACUCGGCAUCGCGGAUCCCCUCCAACGGUAUCCAAUGCCUUUCCCCACACUCGUCCUUGACCAAACCACGCCAGAUCGUGUCUCGUUGCCACGACCCAAUGAGACUUCGCAAGGCAUCUGGGCGGAAUUGAGUCUCGGUCGCAUCCGCAGGUCGCCCACCUUCUUGAUUGAUGGCGGAAGUGGCAGAGAUGCCAAACAAGGGCAUGCUCUCCCCCGGAACCACUCCGGAGCCCAUUCCGUCCAUGACCCCGGUUUCGUACGCCGACCAAUGUGGAGGCAAGACGGCUGUCCGUACGAAUACAGACUCCUCGCGUGUCCCCCACAGAAUGUUUCGUUUCAAAGUGAGAUGGGAGUUGGAGCACCGCGGAUCUGCUCAGCCACCGACACCACACCACCGUGGCCACCACGUUUGACCGUUCAUCGAGAGGGAAAGUUUUGUCGGGAGAGCACGUAUCUUUGCACGGACAGCAAGCAAGAUGGCAUGCCCGCCAUAACACCCCACCAUCCUCUUUGGGCGACUCAGCCGCAACUCAGGCUCGCAUCCCUGCGAGCUACUUGGCCCGCCAAACUCAGCUUCCGAGAAGUGCACUUCCGGACCAGUACAUUCCGCACAAGAGGAAAAGCAAAACGGCGAAACAGCGAAGGGCAAGAGCAGUUUUGCUUCGUAUCAAGCGCGGAGCAAAGUGUCCCCUCUUUAUGCGUUGGAUCUGUCAACCCCAUGCAACGCUUCAUGCGCCGCGAGCCUAGAGUCGCCAAGCUGCAACAGUCUCUUGUCGACUUUUAG